AUGCUUUCUCGCUUCCUCAAUCAUCCGCCAUUCAAACCCUGGAACUGGAAAUUUCGAUUCUUUGAAAACCCAGAUGCCAUUUUGGUGGGAUUAUCUUUGUUUUCCUCUAGUUCAUCGCCAGAGUCACCUCUGGUUCGGUCCGAGCCUCCAACAGUUCAUGAUCAACAACAGAUAUUCACGUUGAACAAGACUAUAGCCAGCUGUGUGCGUUCAGGAGACAUAGAUGGAGCUCUCAGAGUAUUUCACGGGAUGAGAGCUAAGAACACCGUCACCUGGAAUUCACUGCUCGUCGGAAUUUCCAAAGAUCCAAACAGAACGAGAGAAGCACACCAACUGUUCGACGAAAUCCCUCAACCAGAUACUUUCUCCUACAACAUCAUCUUGUCUUGCUACGUUCGCAACGGCGACUUCGACAAGGCCCGGACCUUCUUCGAUCGGACUCGGGACUCGGCGUCAUGGAACACGAUGAUCACAGGGUACGCGCGGAGAAGGGAAACGGAAAAAGCGCUAUUCCAUGUCGGAGAAGAACGAAAUUUCUUGGAAUGCCAUGAUUUCGGGUUACGUAGAAUGCGGAGAUUUGGAAAUGGCAAGACAGUUCUUCAAAGCUGCUCCGGUUAG
Molecule: messenger RNA, 618 nt
Organism: Microthlaspi erraticum
Lineage: Eukaryota; Viridiplantae; Streptophyta; Magnoliopsida; Brassicales; Brassicaceae
Source: the annotation of a GenBank genome assembly